AUGGAAGAUUCAACAGUCGUAGAAACAAACUCGGAACCAGCAACCGACAACCUGGUAGAUCCCUUUAGCAAUCAGGAAUAUCUCCAAAGAAAGCUUUAUUUCUUGCUGGAGCAUCUGAAGAAAAUGCACAAUGAUUUGCCUGAACAAUACCAGAUGAGAAUAUCUUACGACCUGUUAGUCGGUCUGGCAAAUUCCUUGCUAAACGACACAAUCUUUGAAAUCGUUAAAGGAUUAAUGGAGAUUCAGCAUGUAACCGAGGCUCAUUUGAUGCAAGUGCGAGAGAAAGUGGAGAAUGACCAUCAGCUGGAGGUGAAACAAUGGGAGACUAAAAUACAGGAUCCCGAAGAACUGGAGCACAUUAUUGCGCUGAUGAAAAUUAAGCAUGGGAAAAAUAUGAAAGAAACCGAUAUGAAGCUAGUGCUACAUCUAGAUCAGAAAGUCAAAGAUCAACAAUCCACCCUUGAGAAGGCCGGAGUGCCUGGCUUCUACGUAACAGACAAUCCGAAGGAGAUUAAAAUCCAGAUGUAUUUAUUGGACUUCAUUCUGCGACUUAGCAGGAUUAAAUUCGAGUCCCACAAAUAG
Messenger RNA from Anopheles marshallii, 582 nucleotides. RefSeq names its product gonadal protein gdl (gene gdl). The transcript is spliced from 3 exons. The record is from RefSeq and is a predicted model, not a curated record. Bases 1 to 582 code for a protein of 193 amino acids. NCBI's taxonomy places the organism in Eukaryota, Metazoa, Arthropoda, Insecta, Diptera, Culicidae.